Megachile rotundata (alfalfa leafcutting bee) is the source of this 7070-nucleotide messenger RNA. RefSeq names its product bloated (gene blo). Lineage: Eukaryota; Metazoa; Arthropoda; Insecta; Hymenoptera; Megachilidae. The record is from RefSeq and is a predicted model, not a curated record.
UUCUCUCCUGCCUGUCUCUCUGUCGGGGCCUGAGCCCGGUGGGAUAGGACGGGUCCCUGGUGGAAGGAGUAGUAAGCGGCCUACGCAGUUUCAAGCUGGGCCCCAGCUUUUAUUAGUUCUUCGGCGCUCGGCGGAGAACGGUGCGUGCCGGAGUGGUAGUCAGCUAGAGAGUGCGUUCAGAUCCGGGGAAUCAGUUAACGUAGCAGUGCGAAUGAAUCGUCAAAGUGACAGUUGGGGUCAGCAGAGAGUCGAGAGUUAAUCUGCUUCGUGAAAUCGGCGGAUCCUCUUCCGAUAGCAGGGAAACGGUGUGUGUGCGUUAGGCCGAUAGUGACUUCGAGGGGAAGUGACUCGAGACAAAUUAUUUUGGGAAUUUUUGGCGCGAGGAAGAAUAUCGAAAGCACUGAUCUAAUGGAUGAUCGAUGAUAAUCGUUCUGGUGACGUCGCAUCGGAUCAGAAUCGGGUGCAAGGUGUUCGUCUCACCGGUCCCACGGGACGAGACACCCGGUUGCCCCGGUGGCAGUGACAGUUGCUGUACGUGAGAGUGUUUUGUUCGGUUUAACCACGAGCCGAGUUUCUCCUCCGUCUUCUUACAGCUCUGGUACAAACGGAGGAUAUCCUUAAACAGAGUAUAGCAGACGCAUUACCGAUCGGAAUGCUACUGUGCCAGUGAAGGUAAAUUGAAUUCUGAAGUUUGACCGAUACUUUAUGAGGCUUACACAUUCGACUUUUGCUAAUACGCGUCAAUCUCGUUGACUGAUGUUCCGUCGUCGAUUGACUCGUUGACAACGCGAAACCGUGGGAACAUCUUGUAACACGCUUCGAGGAGAUUCGCUUUUAAGGUUUCCUCUUUGAGGGAAGAAGAUCAUCGAGAUCGAAACGUCUGUUACGGCGCAAUAACAAGAAUCGAUCAAGGCUACCAGUGCUGUUUCAGACGGAGUGUAGUGCAGCGUAACGUCGAUAGAUUAGUGUUACAUAAAAGCUGCGAGUUGUAUCGUGUGUUUGCACUUAGUGCUCAAGAAAAUUUCAGUUUUACACGUUCGUUAGUUAAUCAAUUGUGCGGAGUUGAACACGUGAAAUCUGCUCGUAGGAAGCAGAUUAUCGUCCCUCAAAGAGUGAACAGAAAGAUAAGCUCCUCGUCGGUGAUCGGGUCUAGCGGUGUGAUCGAAAACAGGGAAGGAGAGGGGAGAUUAGCAGGGCAGGGGUACAAUUAGCGGGCGGGGGUAGCAAGGUAAAAGAGAAAAAGCAACGAAAAAGGGGAAAAAGCGGUGGUUCCGGCUACGAAGUGUGUUAUGAUCGGAAGCGAAACAUGCUCGAAGUUCAGCGCUCGGAUUUUUUAAGAGAGGGAGAAGCCUGCAACCCUCCUACCGACGAUUUACUACACCCCAAUUCGACCGGGGCUUCCGUUUCCGGGUGGAAGCCCGCCGAGAGAUGCGUCUCCUUCAAUCGAGACGUCCACAUCAAGAGGAUCGAACGCGAACCACCCCGCGUGACUGCGGCUCUGGUAGGAGAUGGAGAAGGCAGGUUGAUCGCCACCCCUGUCCACAAAGAAAGUAUAGCAUCUAGGAGCAAGGAAGACCUAGCACAGGAGGCGGCCCUGGUGCUUCAACAAGCGGGCAGCCUUCACUGCAUCGCCCACGACAACAGACGAUUGCCAGGUCGAUUUAGCACGUUGCCGGCUCGCCGUAACAAGAAAAGGCCCGAACUGCCACUCGAUGUAAGACGCAGGAGCGAGGAAAUCGGUGCCACGACGAGCGCGGACUUCGUCGAGACACCAAACUUAAAAAAGAAGAAGUCACUGGAGCGGAGUGCGAGCGAUGCGAACACGAAAAAACUGAAAGGUUCGUUGGCGAGGUUCUUCUCACCAAAACUAGAGAGAAAGAGAAAGCCGGUCGGUCGUAGCGUGAGCGACGCGGGUAGCUCGGCGCGAUCGCAUCGCAAGAGGAGCGGCAGCGAGAGCGAAGGAUCGCAUCUUGGCAGUAGUCGUGCUAAAAAACCACUGUCCCCUAUCAUCGAGGCGUCGCCACACGUCGAUCAACAGCCGUUCUACUUUGGCGAGAAGAACAGCAGACCGGAGACGAAGAAGUCGAAGCAGGAGGAAACCGAUGUCGAAAAGGUGAUAGAACGGACAGAGACGAGAGGGAAGUACGAAGAGACGGAAGUGAACGUUGGCAAGGGAUCGAUAUCGGCCAGGAAGGAGAACAAGGGAAUCGUGAGACGCAUACCUAUCGAGCUAGAGGACGAUAACAAGAUCAGAGGCGGGGAAGAGGAACAAAGGAAAGAGGAGAAGGUAGGCCGGCAUACCCCUUCACCGGCAAAGGACACCGGGCUCGACGAAGUAGACAAGGUCGGUACGAGUAGCAUGCUGCACAGCAGCCGAUACGAUCUCCAGCAACGCGGCGAAGAGUCAACGAUACACAAGAUGAUUCACCGAUUAUCCACCGAUCGCUCGCCCCCACCGCAACUGACCAGAACGAUGGUCUCGCCCGGGCCCGGAUUCGGCCAUAACAACAAUCGACCGUUCUCGUACACCAGACCCAACGAGUCCUCUUGCAGUCCACCGCCCCCGCAGACUAAUGUGAUUUACGCUCAGGUGCAGACCGAUAAGAAGAAGGCGCAGAGAAGUCAUUCGGACAGCGACGAGGGACUAGGUCUCGAGAGAAAGGAUUCGUCGCGCGAGAACAGCCCCGCGGAGAAGGAGUAUCGCAGGACCGAUUACUCCUACAGCAGUGAUCUGAGGCGCAACAACGAAAUCAACACGUUCAAAUCCAGGUACGAGGAAGAAAGAAAAAAUGCGUCUGCUCGAUUUACCGGUCAUUACGCUGGAACGCAGGACUACGCGGCCAGGAAUGCGGACGCGAAACGGCGUCACGAGUUCGACGAAAUCGAUCGACGUCUUUACGACAAACCGGAAAAGUACACGUCGACGGUGUUCGUCGAUGCUUCUGGUAGAGGCAGAGCAGACGGCACAGACGCCAGACAACGAGAUAACAACGAAUUCUCGACCAGACAAACACAGUCCGGGAUAUCGAACAAGACGUCCGAACUGAGCGCCAGGCGCGACCUCCUCGAGUCCAGGAUCAAGUCGAGGCUACUUGCCGACGAGAUGUUCGCGGCGAAGAACAGCGCGAACGUGCCGAUUAAGAAGUCCUCUGAACACGAGAUCAUCGAUAAGCCAAUCGUUCCGUCUCCGGUUACGCCGAAUCGCGUCGCUUCGCCGAAACGUUACACGGACACUUACAUUACGGAGACACGCACGAACAGCAACGGAGAGAAAUACAUCUUCGAAAAGGAAAUACACGAGGACAACGGCAAGGUGUAUGGCUACGAGAAAAAGAUCACGAACAAAAUCCCGUCGGAUGGUUACAUUGACACGAAGCCGAGAGACGGUUACAAGGUGGAGACCAGAACGGACAAGUACGGGGACAAGUACAUCGUAGAGACGCGAACGCACCAAGGAUACGCGGACGAUUUUAAACCGUUUCUUAGCGACAGGAGCAGGACCAGCCCCGAAGAACGAUACUCAGCUACUAGAAGUUCAACGAGUCCCUAUAAAUCGACCACCCUUCAUACAGAUGGGAACGCAGUCGUUCAUCGUUUCCGCGACGAAUCUAGGAACAACGACAUCCUCUCGUCACCGAUAAUAGCAAAAAAGUUAAGCACCGAGAGGAAAUUUUCGAAGAGCGACGAUUUUCUGGAUCGCGAGAUCCGACCUAGAGACCCUUAUCUGCCGAAAAAGAAAAAUUUCGAAUCGAUACGCGGAAUGAGCAAGUCAACGCAGCGUCUGGAUGAGGUCGGUGAAAAUGCGCGCGUGAGAGCGCUGAGGAGCGAGUACACGACUAGGUCUCACGAGAAUCUGACCAGUCACGCGGACUACGUGAACGCGAGGGACGUACAUCGAUCUCAUCUCACCAGUCCUGCGAUGAACGGCCGAAAAGAGAGAUCGCCACCGUUCGCGAAACGGCACUUAGACAGUUUGCGGGAAGGUCCAAACGACGAUUAUGACACCGACAUAUCGCAAUUGACCAGUAGCCAAUUGGAGUCCAAAUAUUACAAGGAGACGCGCACAACGCAACGAUACACCAGCAGCAAGCACCCGAUACACGAUGAUUACGACAGCUCUCCACCCAGGAUACGCACCGAUCGUGGCGGUUACAAUUCAAGUCGUUACGACUCUGACACCACAGCCAGAGACUCGAUUCGUUGCGAAACUCGGUACGACGAGAGUUUGCGUACACUCCGAAAAGAACAUCGAAAGCAGGACGAAGACCCGAAGAAACCUCUGCGACGAUCACGCAAUCGAUUGGACUAUUUCGAUGACUCCGACGCGAGAGACAGCACUAGAGCGAAGACAACCGUUAACAGAUUGGAGCCCUUUGACGAAAGCCCACCCAGACCACCCAGGGCCUACCAUGAAGGUGGCAAAUCGAGACACACCAGGCAAGAAACGAGGACGCACAUCGAGCGUCGGCAUCGCGAAACUCGAUUAAGCGAUUCCGAUCGUAAGGAUCGUCUGGCAGAUUCUGGGAUCGAGAACGAUUAUAGGCGCGACUCGCAAGAGGUCGAUCGAAGAGAACAAAUGGAGUCCGAGGACGAGGGCUUCGUCACUAGGCAAUUCAUCAAAAACGAACGAAAACACACUGAUAGAAACAUGAAUCUUACUCCGUCCGAGCAGCGGAAGUACGAAAAAUAUUCGAACGACAUGUCCAAAUCACCACUGGUGACCGCGAAACCGCCUUCCGGGGCUGAUAAAAAGUACGAGAAGAAGGCGGCGAAGAAAAGUGGUACCAUGAGCAAGGUGAAACAGCUGUUCAGCAAGAAAGAGAAGAAAGCGAAGGAAGAGAAGAACAAGAAGAACGCGAGGAACAGCAGUAGCGGCGCCCUCACGGAUGAUGAGGUGACGAUGAGGUACAGGGAGUACCGCGGCGAUCAGCUGAGAAGCGCGAAAAGCGCACGAGAUUUGGGCAGCGACAUCAAUCAGGAAGAAUACAGCCAACGUAGACGCUUAUCCACUCCCAGCGGCAGUCCCAGUCCGCCUAGAUCGACGAGGCUGUCAAGAUCUACGGGUACACUCACAAGAGAAGAAGAAUCCUUUCGCGAAUCGAGCAACACCCUCACCCGAGAGAAUCAAGGGCAGGAAGCUGAACGGAAGGGAUGGUUCAAAUCUUUGUCCAGGAAAAACAAACCGAGCAUUAAAACGGUGGAUAAGAAACCCAGGAUACCGGAAAGCGAGAUCUUAACGACCGGCACCGAAGACGAGGAAGCUUCGUCCGCACCCGAACGAGUCUCCGUGCAGAAGAAUCUACGUUUCUUCGGCGAUACGGAUCAAGAAUCCGUUUCUUCCAACAGAGAUCGUAGAAAUAAACGAGCUGACGACCAUGCCUGUUCAGGGCGUGAUGUUACGAGUUCAAGCCGACAUAAUUUAGGCAUUCUAUCGCCACCAAGGAAACCACCAAGGCUCGCUGAAAGCGCAUUAUCUUCCGGGGAGAGCACAACAGGAGACAGCAGUCAACAAAGUCAAAAUUCCCAAAGAUCACAGAGAUCUGUUGUAUAUCUUCAUGCUGCUACAGUUGGUGAAAUACCUGGCCCUAAUGAACGACGCAAAACAGCGAGCAGGGAGGAACUAAAUCGACCCUUGCAAUCUCAUACGAGAACAGUAUCGAGAAGCGUAAGCGUUCUCGCACCAUGGAAACCCAGACAUUAUAGAGAACCUUACGAAAUAAAUUACGAUCAACAAUUACAUACGAAACCGAUGGCGACUAUGAGGCGCAGGCAGAGAAGUCGCGAAACGCUAAGUCGUCGAGGAAAAGAUCCACGAAGAAGCAAAGACAAUCUCUCGAAAACAGGCACGAUCAAUCGCAGCACGCUGAAAUCGAAGGACAAGCAAAAAGUGGACAGAACCGUUUCCACGGAAUCGUUGGCUACUAAAUCAAGGAGUGUCAACUCGAAACCAGAACUAAGCAGGUCCACGUCGGUUCCACGCGAUCCGAACAAGAGUGCGGGAUGGUUCAAGCUGAAAAGCAAGAAAUCUCGGGCUUGAAGAGGAGGCCAUUGAUCAAUGCUAGUCUUCAGUUUCAUAUUAAGUAGUUUGUAAUCAUAAAGGAUUAACGAUACAUACGCGCCGAGUACACCGCCAUGAUCGCGGUGAAUAAUUCUAAAUCAGCUAUUUUAUUACCGUUUUUUCUUUGUUUUUGUUUCUUCUAAUGUACAAUGAAAUUCGUGCAACGCGAAAGAAUUAAUGAAUUAAUUAAAGAAAUCUUAAUUAACCAAGUACAAAAGCUUGAAAACGUUUAUGCAUACUAAUCGUAACCGAAAGAGUAAUGUAAAAUUUAAAUCACGCCUAUGAGUUUCUGAACCAGAUUAUGUUGUAAUCUGUUAUAUUAUUAAACAUUAUCUUGAUUGUAUUUUUUCCUUCAAUUAACACUAUCCUUUUUUUGUUAUGUGACGGUAACAAACAAGUUUAAAUUACCAAGAGAAAAAGAAUCAAUUCAAAGAAAAAUACACGAGUGGUACAUAGAAACACAUUAAUAUGUUACCUUUUAUAUAACAGUGCCUUCUCUCUACCAAAUUUAACAAAUUAAAUUUGUUGCGUGAGAUGAGAAUGCAUUCAAAGAUGUUGUACAUAAUAUUCGUCUCAUAACACACCUGUUACUCAUUGUUCAUGGAAUUAAUAACAGCAUCGAAUUAUGGUGAAAUUAUUCUAAAAAUUAUGAAUGUGAAGUGUAUGGUUUAUAAAAAAAAAUUAUUCAGUUCAAUUCACCGUGAAUCAGAGUGCCAUUUCCAUUUUCCUAAGUAUGUACACAUUGUUCCAAGUGAAAUCAAAAUUUCUUAACUUUCUGCGUAAAAUAUUCUAAUCUAUUUAAUGUAACAGGUAAUACGUGUUAAGAUAAGCGAUAGUAUAAUAGUGUGAACAGAGAAAUAGUUGUGUCACAACGAUUGCAACAAGUCGUACAAGAGGAUUAACCAACAGUUAAUGUAUAAUUAUGAAAUGUUUAUUGUGCAUAGAUCAAUUCGAUCUUACUUACAUACACUAAUUGUAAAUAUUUGUAAUAAUAAUCUUUGUUUCUAACUAC